AUGGCUACAGUAUCUAUGUCGUUACAGCCAGAAGUCCUCCAGGAUGCUGAAAAGAUCGCUCUAAGUGAUCUGUCGCAGGAGCUAGAGGAAAAGCGGCAUAUCACUGGCUUCAAGUGGUUCAUAUUUCUUGCUAGCACCUUGACUGCAAUAUUCGUCUACUCUCUAGACAAUACGAUCGUUGCCAACAUCGCUCCGAAAAUUGUCAACCAUUUCAACUCGGUUGAGGAUUUGCCAUGGCUAUCGGUGGGGUUCAUGAUUGGAGGAAUGUCAAUGGUACUUCCGAUUGGGAAGCUGUACUCAAUCUUCGAUUCGAAAUGGGUAUUUAUUAUAUCCACCAUUAUAUUUAUGGCAGCCUCUGCGCUUUGUGGUGGGGCACCAACGAUGGACGCCGAAAUCAUCGGCCGGGUCUUCGCUGGGGCAGGCGGAAAUGGCAUGUAUUUCGGGCUGCUUGCUCUGAUUUCCAUGAACACCACCAGCCAAGAGCGGCCAAAAUAUCUAAGCUUGAGUGGCUUAGUCUGGGGUCUGGGGACUGUGCUGGGUCCUGUUGUCGGCGGUGCCUUUGAGCUGUAUACCUGGCGCUGGGCAUUCUAUAUCAAUCUGUUGUUUGGGGCUAUCUUACUUCCAACCUAUCUUUUUGUCAUUCCGUCCAACGACCCGCUACCCGGGACAUCACGAUGGCGGAAACUAGCCAGCUUCGACUGGGUGGGGACCAUACUCAGCGUUGGGUCAUUUACAACUUUGGUUAUGGCCAUCAAUUUUGGUGGAACCCUUUACCUAUGGAAUAGUGGCCAGAUAAUUGCACUGUUUGUUGUCUCCGGUGUCCUGUUGGUUCUAUUCGGCCUACAACAGGGCUUCAGCAUCGCCACCUCGGUCGAGACACGCAUUUUACCAAUUCACCUUUUUGCCCAGAAAGAGCCAGUCCUUCUAUUUAUAUCUUGUGCGGCAGUGGGUGCUGUGUCCUACACCAGUGUCUAUUACAUCCCUAUCUAUUUUCAGUUCACCCAAGGAGACGACGCGAUCAGAUCCGCGGUCCGUUUACUCCCAUUUAUCUUCCUGCUAAUCCCCACUACCCAAGCUAGCGGUGCUAUGAUGUCUCAUUUCGGUUACUAUAAGCCUUGGUAUCUGGGCGGUAGCCUAAUAGCCUUCAUCCCGGCUGUUUUAAUGUCUACUAUUAUCAAUAUUGACACACCUUCGGGCGUUCUAUAUGGUCUCCAAAUUGUGCUGGGUCUUGGGGCUGGGGCGUACACCCAGGCUGCUUUCGCGGUUAUCCAAGCCGUUGUGCAGCCCGGAGAGGAAUCCAAUGGGCUGACUCUCAUGUUACUGGCCCAACUAUGCGGCUUGACGUUUGGCUUGUCUAUUAGCGGUGCUGUAUUCGUCAAUACUGCCUCGAAUGGCCUGUUCGCUCUACUCCCUGAUUACCCACAAUCUCAGGUUAGGCAGAUUGUCUCUGGAACUAGCAGCAAGUUACUUGAAUCAAUCUCCGAGAAGUUGCGUGAGCAGGCGCUUGCUGUGAUUGUGUCUUCAUGGCAGAAUAUCUUCAUGUGCGUGUCUGCGGCCGCUGCUGCAAGUCUAGUAUGCUCUAUUUUUAUGUCGCAUAAACGAUGUAAUGUCUCACCCGCUGCAGGGGGUGCGUGA
Penicillium vulpinum is the source of this 1635-nucleotide messenger RNA. Its product is annotated as Major facilitator superfamily domain general substrate transporter. Bases 1 to 1635 code for a protein of 544 amino acids. The transcript is spliced from 9 exons. Lineage: Eukaryota; Fungi; Ascomycota; Eurotiomycetes; Eurotiales; Aspergillaceae. Gene Ontology annotation, molecular function: transmembrane transporter activity. Gene Ontology annotation, biological process: transmembrane transport. The record is from RefSeq and is a predicted model, not a curated record.